Hydractinia symbiolongicarpus is the source of this 1719-nucleotide messenger RNA. RefSeq lists its product as uncharacterized. The record is from RefSeq and is a predicted model, not a curated record. The coding region runs from base 347 to 949 and encodes 200 amino acids. The transcript has a single exon. NCBI's taxonomy places the organism in Eukaryota, Metazoa, Cnidaria, Hydrozoa, Anthoathecata, Hydractiniidae.
AUGAUGUUAAGCUCUAUUUUAGGAAGUUCAGGUGGAGAAAAAGUCACAUAAACAUUUCGUUGUCAUGUUGUAUCCAUAGUUUUAGUAUGAAAUGUUUCAAUCCUAUUUAGCCUCUUAUAUUAUAUUUGAAUGCCCUACUUAAUACACUUAUUCACUGAGAAAAAAACCUACUCGAAAUUCGUUGAUUCAUAAAAACUUGAAUUGACAUUCAUGGAAACAUAUUUCUAAAUUUAUUUCAUGCCGAUAUAUUUGAAAACAAUACUGUGCGAAGCAGAAGUUUUCAAGACAUCUUUUUAAAACAUCUCCUUUCAUUGUUCAUUUCGAUAUAUCUUUUCUUUAAAGAAAAAUGUGCGUUUGCUGUAAGCAUUAUCAAGAUUGGAACAUUCAACUUGAAGUGAUCAGCGAAGAAGGUAAAAUUGAACGACAUCCAUACCACGUCGAAGUUGAAUCCGAUAAACAUGCAAGUUGCGGCUGCUGCCAAAAUGGUGUCCACAUUUUAAGUGUAAAUGAAGAAGUCAUAGCCAACGAGCUUUAUGACAACAUUUGUUUUCCGUUGUGUUGCGCAGGAGGUGAUUACGAAUGGCAAGAGAAAGGACAUUUUUUUCGUUUAGAGCUACCAUCUUUGUUUAUUCAUGAUGGUUUGUAUGUCGAUGGAAAAGAGUUAAAGAGUAGAAAAUUAAACACCAGCGAAUGGAAAUGCCAAUUUGCUAUUUGGUUGAUAUUGGGAAUUUUUAUGUUUUUGCUUGGGAUCGUUUUUGUUGGCAUAGAUCGAUCAGAAUGCUGUUGGGAGGGGUUCUUGUAUUUGGGAAUAAGUUGCUUAGUUACUGGUUUGUUGAUCUUUCUACCGGGAUUAAUUGGAUGUUUCCGAGCCGAAUCUCUUGGCCGAGAAUACAAAAAACUAAAAGAACAAAAGCGAAAAGAAAGUGGUAUACAUUCGACGAAGUUUUAAAGACGUUACGUCAUAGAAAAACGAAAACAGAAUUAGCGACUUAUCCUGAAAGCAAGCUUGGAUUAACGUUAUAUCUAAAGUAAAUAAUUCGCCAUAUUGUUAGGAGUAUAAAAAUAUUUUUUUUAAAAUUGAUAAAGUUUCUGACUCCUGGUACCGUCAGCCGAAAAGCUUUGUCAAUUUUUAAUAAAUAUUUUUAAUCUUUUUUUUAUUAUUAUACAGAAAUGCUGUUUCUAUGGAACUCUCAGAAAAUCACUGAUGAAUGUAUCAAUUUGAUACAAUGACGUGCUAAAUUCGCAUGCUUAGGGACUGUUUAUAUGUGAGGCAGGACGGGACGUUUGGCGAUAUCCCUCCCUUAUUAGUAAUUGUAUUAAAUAUUACUUUAUGUUUAUAUAAAAAAAAUUUGUUCUGGAAAGAUUUUGUCCAGUCCCGGAUAAGCGAAAUCCCCCUUCAGGCAAACGGAACUCGGCUCAGGCGGGAAUUUUAAUUCUACAUAAACACACCGUCCGACAUGAACGAGAUUAUUUAUCUGCAUAUUUUAAUUGAAAAAAAAAACAUCCCGGAACACUUUUUUCCAUAUGAACGCAGGAUAAAAAAUAUCCCGGCAAACGUCUAUUCCCGGCAUUCGUCCCACCCCGCCUUUCAUGUAAGAACUCCCCUCACUUGACAGAAUAAAUCUUAUAUUAUGUUAUUUAUAUUAUUUAAUAUAUAAUAAACGUUUUUUAUUUAAAGAAACCAAGCAUACUGCCAACUAUUAAAAAUAGCAAAAGUUU